AGCGUUUAUGUACACUGUGGACAUUUGUGGCACGCAGUGUUAUGUGCAUUUUAAACCAGAAGUCAUUCAUUCUUUCCUCUUUCUCGUUGUUUCUGUCAUUGCUAGCUGGCUAGCUAGCUAGCCACCAUACUCCAUACAUUGCUAAUUUGAUGAUUUUAACGGUCAUUUCGAGGUUUUAUGCCACUUGGAACACAUUUGUUACAAGGUGUCGUCAUGGAGUUUGCAGAGCUGAUUAAGACGCCCAGGGUGGACGGGGUGGUCCUCCAUCGGCCUUUUAUGCCAACCGUGGAGGGAACUUUAUGUCUGACGGGACAUCACCUCAUUCUGUCCUCCAGGCAGGACAAUACAGAGGAGCUGUGGCUGCUUCAUGCCAAUAUUGACUCCAUAGAGAAAAGAUUUGUUGGCUCCCUUGGCAGGAUCAUAGUCAAAUGCAAAGACCUGAGAGUGAUCCAGCUGGACAUUCCCGGCAUGGAGGAGUGUCUCAACAUUGUCAGCUCCACUGAGGCUCUAUCUACGCUGGAUUCUGUCUCCCUCAUGUACCCUUUCUUCUACCGGCCCAUGUUCGAGGUCGUAGACGAUGGAUGGAAUUGUUUCAGACCUCAAGAUGCCUUUAAAGACCUAGAGUCUAUGACAGAUGAAUGGCGGCUGAGUGAAGUCAACAAGGACUUCAGCGUGUGCCCCUCCUACCCUCCACUCGUUGCCGUGCCCAAAGGUAUCGACGACGACGCCCUGAGGAAAGUAGCAACCUUCCGUCACGCCGGCCGCUUCCCCGUGCUCAGCUAUUACCAUAAGAAGAACGGAAUGGUGAUGAUGCGAGCAGCUCAGCCUUUGACGGGCACCAACGGGCGGCGAUGCAAGGAAGACGAGAAGCUCAUCAACGCCACCCUGAGGCCGGGCAAACGCGGCUACAUUAUAGAUACGCGUGCCAUCAACGUGGCUCAGCAGGCCAAAGCUAAAGGGGGAGGCUUUGAGUCUGAGGCAAAUUACCCCCAGUGGAGGAGGAUCCACAAGGCCAUUGAAAGGUCCAACGUGCUGCAAGAGAGCCUCAUCAAGCUGGUAGAAGCAUGCAACGACCAGUCCCACAACAUGGACCGCUGGCUCAGCAAGCUGGAGGCGUCCAACUGGCUGGCUCAUGUCAAGGAGAUCCUAACCACGGCUUGCCUGGCGGCCCAGUGCAUCGAUAGGGAGGGAGCUUCAGUGCUUGUGCACGGCACAGAAGGAACAGACUCCACGCUGCAGGUCACCUCCUUGGCUCAGAUCAUUCUGGACCCAGUCUGCAGGACCAUCAGAGGCUUCCAGAGCUUGGUGGAGCGAGAGUGGCUCCAAGCGGGUCACCCGUUCCAGCAGCGCUGCGCCCAGUCGGCCUACUCUAGCGGCAAACCUCGCCAGGAGGCUCCCGUCUUCCUGCUCUUCUUGGACUGCGUGUGGCAGAUACUCCGGCAGUUCCCAUGCUCCUUUGAGUUCAGCGAGAGCUUCCUGGUGCUGCUUUUUGAGCAUGCCUACGCUUCGCAGUUUGGCACUUUUCUGGGCAACAGCGCCGCAGAGAGGUCCAAAUUGUCCGUGCCUGAAAAGACUGUCUCACUGUGGUCUUGGGUGAACCGUCCCCAGGAGCUGGAGCGCCUGACCAACCCGCUGUACGAGGCCAACAGCCUCGUCAUCUGGCCCUCGGUGGCCCCUCAGAGCCUGCUGCUCUGGGAAGGCGUCUUCCUCCGCUGGAACCGCUCGUCCAAGUGUUUGGACGAGGCCUACGAGGAGAUGGUGCACAUCAUCGAGUACAACAAAGAGCUGCAGAACCGAGUCAACCUCCUGCGCAGGCAGCUGGCCCAGCUGGAAACCGAGGAUCCUCUGCUGCAAACGCCCUAGAUCCAACACGAGCGAGGUGGAAGAGGUAGAAAACGGAUCUCUGUCGGUCGAUCUGAAUGAUUCCAAAUACGAGGGAUUGUUGUUUCGUGUUUACAUCACACACCUGAAGCUUUAUGUUUACAAUUCAUUCGUCACACUUACACUAUGCGGACACACCUCUUAAACAACUACACAUUUUCCUCACCAAUACUGUCCAUAUCGCGUAUCACUUCUUCUGUCUUGCGUCCCACUGAAUGUAUACUACUGAAGUGCAGCACGGUCACCAUGGUAACAAAUAAGCGCGCCAUAAGGCAGCACGUGGCUCCCCUGCACGUUGCUGUGGCACAAUGAGCGUAGGUGGGAUCAGCAACUAUAUAGCGGGACUGACCAAUCGUACUGAUUAUUGAAUAUUUAUCACAAGCACUACCACGCACUGCAGCUUUAUGCACCUCGCAUGUGCAAGUAAUAUCCAAUAGAACGGCUGUCUGCUUCUGCUACUUUUGGGCUAUAUUACUCUAUCAUGGUAGUUUGCCUUAUAAGGUGUAUGGUGAUACCAGUUCAUUACUGCAACUCAAGUAAAUACGAGUUGUAGUUGCCAAAAGGUCUUAAUAGCAUUUUAUCAUUAUAUUAAAACAAUGCACUUUGUGUUAGUAAUAUACUCUAAGUCGAGAGUAACCUGUGUGUUAAGAGGAGCAUAGUUUUUUCACGUUGGCGUGGGUACAACACGUCUCAUCUCUAGCACUGCAGUUGAUUUCAUGCAGCCUUAAAUAGAUUAUUAUUGCUUUUGACUGUUUACUACGCCAACAAGUCACUAUUAAAUAUUGUCGUAUUAAUGAUUCCAGCCACUACUUUUAAAUUGCUUGAAAUUGUACAUCUUAGAGGAGCCCCAUUAUGUAAUUAACGUCACCUAUAAAUGUUGUUAAAAUGUUGUAUUAUCCUGUUUAAACAAUGCUAGAGUAUCGGAUAAUGAGGUUUGUGUAUAUGGAAGUGAGCCCUGAAAGAAGUUGGGGAUGGCUCUGAACACUAGGUUUCAGAGUUUUUUUUUAAUACCAACUCUCUGUGAUGUCACAGUGAGCCGUAUUUCCUUAUAUGGGCAGGCCCGGGUACAAGCUGUUAGCUGUACAAGAUGAGUGGGGGCAUGCCCGGAGGAGGGCCGUGGGUGGAAUAAAUCAAAACCUUGGAUUUCCAAAAAUCCAAGGUUUAAUUAAUAACACAGCUGGAAUAGGUGCAGAUUCUCAAAGAUCUAGAAAGCUUUUUGCGGGGGUGAUUUUGUGUAGCUGCUCUAUAGGAGUCCACAACUCAAUACAAAGGGUCGAAGAUGAGCAUAAGAGAGUCUCUGCAUGCAUAAAACGGUUUACAUUAUGCCAAAUGUUUAUCUGAAUAAUGUUGUUGUACAGUGUAAUUAUACAUCAUGUGCUCUGGCUAUGUCAGUCAAUAAAACUCUAUAAUUCGAUGGGGAAAUACUCCUGUAG
Messenger RNA from Doryrhamphus excisus (bluestripe pipefish), 3314 nucleotides. NCBI's taxonomy places the organism in Eukaryota, Metazoa, Chordata, Actinopteri, Syngnathiformes, Syngnathidae. The record is from RefSeq and is a predicted model, not a curated record.